This is a messenger RNA of Chrysemys picta bellii (western painted turtle), 5371 nucleotides long. Lineage: Eukaryota; Metazoa; Chordata; Testudines; Emydidae. The record is from RefSeq and is a predicted model, not a curated record.
AUGGAAGCGGGCAGAGGUGACCAGGGAAGGCUGGAAGGUGCAGCUGGGUCUGGGCUCGGACCCCUGGAACGAGGGCUCGAUGUCGGAAGCUGUGGCCGAGGGCCGGGGAGACAUGAAGCCAGAAGAGGGCGGCAGCGAGCCGGGAACGAGCCAGGAGCUGCUGCAGAGACUGCGGGAGCUGGAGGCGGAAACUCGGCGCUGGCUCAGGCCAACGAGAACCAGAGGGAGACGUACGAGCGCUGCCUGGACGAGGUUGCCAACCAUGUGGUGCAGGCUCUGCUCAACCAGAAGGACCUGCGCCAGGAGUGCCUCAAGCUAAAGAAGAGGGUCUUCGACCUGGAGCGGCAGAACCAGACCCUGAGCGACCUCUUCCAGCAGAAGGUGCAGCUGACGACCGGCUCGCUGCCCCAGCUGGCCCUGCACCCGGUGCCCGCGGUGUGCAGCCCCCCGGCCGGUCUCCAGUUGGGCUCGGUGGAGAAGCUGGCCCCUCCGCUGCCCCUGGGACGCUGCGCCCUGCCGAGGGAGGUGGGGUACGGAGGGCUGAGGGCAGGCGGCCCCGGCUCUCAGUCCAUGGAGGCCUUGUCUCCGUUCUUCAAGAAGAAAGCACAGAUCCUGGAGGUGCUGCGGAAGCUGGAGGAGACGGACCCUCUGCUGUGCCCCCCACCCUGCCAGCUGUCUCCCUGGAGGGACCCCAGCCACUCCCCUGCGGAGCCCGGCUCCCACAAAUCCCUAGCGGCCAGCCGGAGCCAGCCGGAGUCGCCGGUGAAUGGGGAGGGGCCCCUGGCGGCCACCCAUGAGCUGUGGCCGUCCUGCCUGCCGCCAGCACCGAAUGGCCUGGAGGAGGCGCUGAAGUGGAAGGGCAAGGAGGGGGGGGCCCUGGAGGCCGAGGGGGGGCGCCCCCAGCUGCUCCCCCCACUGUGCUGCCAGCAGAAGAGGGAGGGCAGCUCCUCGUCCUCCUCCGACGAGACGGGGGAGCUGGGGGAGCUGGGACCUGUGGAGAAGGGCCCCCCGGGCGAGGCCCUGCUGAGCACCCUGGCUGAGAAGAAGCUGGACCUGGGUCUGCUGCUGGAGGAGACCGAGUGCUACUUGCAGCACUUCCUGAAGCAGGGCUGCCCGCUCAACGGGGAGCCAGCCGCUGCCUACCGUCUGGAGGGGCCCCCGGGGGCGCUGGGCCCCAAGCCAGGGGUGCUGGGCAAGGCCCUGAGCCGGGACGUGCUCACCGGCCUCUCUGUCAUGGGCAAGUACCAGCCCACGAAGCUGGCGUCGGGCCCGGGCCAGGGCAACGCAGACAAGCCAGCUUUCAGCCCAGCCGCCGGCGGCCAGGCCCUGGGGCCCUCCCUGGAGCCGGCCCUGGAGCGCCAGGCCUACCUCAGCGUCUGCCUCUCCGGAGACGAGCCCCCCGAGAAGAGUGCCAAAGGCUUCGGCCAGACCUCGGCUCAGGGCAAGCCCAAGCUGCAGCCGGGCCCCCCGUCCCCGGGCGGUGGCGCACUUCCCCUGCCCUCCCCCUCCAAGAUGGUCAAAUUCCUGAAGAUGCCCACGCCCGGGGAGAAGCCCCAGGGCCCCAACCCUCUGCGCCUGAGCCCCCAGCUCACCCGCAGCUCCAAGAUCCCCUGCCGUAGCAACAGCUACGAGCCGUGCCCCUCGCCCGUGCUCAGCCGCAGGGCCUCCCCCGAGGGGCCCGCGGUGCCUGCCUGCCCCCUGCCCCCUGGGGCUGGCGGCCAGGCCUCCCCCAAGGCUGGCAGGCACCUGGCCCCCGGGCCGGCCGAGGCCGCUGGGCAUGGCCCCCCAAAGUCCCACGACUACGAGAACGUCUCGGAGCUGUCGGUGGGCGGCCUGGCCUCCCCGCUGGAGCGGCCUAAGGGCUCCCGCUCGACCCCGUCGCGAGGCACCAGGCCAGACGCCCCCCACUGCCCGCCGGAGCUGUGCCCCUACGCCCCUGCCAAGGAGGGCCGGGAGCGGGGCGCUGAGUCCCCGCCGGCCGCCCGCAGGGGUGCCGGGGGCUCCGCCGGGCCCAGGAGGCCUGGGAACAGCGCUGGGAAGAAGCAGCUGGAGCCGGGACACCUGCCGUUUAAGGAGCGUCUCUCGGCGCUGGGGAAGCUGAAGGGGGCCGAGACCGGGGAGCGGAAGGAGGCGCCGGGCCCGGAGAAAAACACCUGCCCUGGGAAGGCCAGGGCACCAGGCCGGCCCUGUGAGGAGGCGCUGGAGGCCAGGGCACAGCCUCGGCCGGGCGCGGGCGGCAGCCUCAAACACCAGGAGCAGUGCCACGGCGUGGAGCUGGCCGGGCGGUGCUACUCUUCUGGCUCGGUGGGCUCCCGGCUGGAGGCUGAGACCUGCUCCUCGAAGCACUACGCCGCCAAAGCCCGCCAGCCGGGGGCGCUGGGUGCAGCGGGGACCCCCCUGGGCCCCAGGAACCCCCCCAAAGCCCCUCCGGUGCCCCCGGCCAAGGGCGUCAAGAGCCCCCAUGGGAGCCCCACCAAGCUGCCCUCCAAAUCGCCCACCAAGGCGCCGGCCAAGGCUGGGGCUCCCCGCCCGCCAGCAGAGGAGCCAAGGCCCGGUGGCCCCAAGCCACCCCCCACACCGCCGCCCGGCGCGGGCCGCAAGCCCCCUGACUGUGCCAGGGCCCCGCCCCUGCCUGGCCAAGCUCUGCCCGCGGUCGGCCCCGCGCUGCACUCGGCCAUCGAGGAGAAGGUGAUGAAGGGCAUCGAGGAGAACGUGCUGCGGCACCAGGGCCGGGACAAGGGGCUGGCGGGCGAGGGGAAGCCGAAGAACUCCAGCGGCAUCGCCGGCUGGUUCGGGCUGCGCCGGAGCAAGCUGCCCGCCCUGAGCCGGCGGCCCGAGGGGCUCCAGGCCAAGGAGGAGCGGAAGCAGUGGGGCGGGGCCGCCUCGCCGCUGCGCCGGGAGGGGAAGGUGGCGGCCUGCAAAUUGGAGGCGGAGAGCCUCAACAUCUCCAAGCUGAUGGAGAAGGCGGAGGACCUGCGCAAGGCGCUGGAGGCCGAGAAGGCCUACAUCAACGGGCUGGCGCUGGAGAAGGGCCGGCCCCACGCCUGCGGCAUCCUCGUGGAGCAGACGCAGAACGAGCUGCAGGUCAUGUACCAGGAGGUGACGGCCGAAAACUUCAUGCAGCAGCUGCUGAACAGGGUGGACGGGAAGGAAGCCUACGAGAGCCGGCUGGAGCAGAAGAGGGAGCUCCGGGAUUUCCAGAGGGUCUCACAUGACGCCAAAGACCCCAGGCUCUUCCGGCCCCCACGGAACGGCAUUGUCGGCCACCUGCGGAGUUGUGAGGAGACCCCCGAGAAGAACCCAGACCCGAAACUCCGGGAGGAAAUCCCAUCGGACGACAGCCUGGCCGAGUCAGUGAACUCCCAGCACUUCACAGUGUGUGGCUCCCUGACACGGACCCUGGACAGCGGCAUCGGCACCUUCCCUCCCCCCGACUACUGCAGCGGGACUCCCAGUAAAAACCUCCCCAAGCUGAAACCCAGCCUGGACCCGCUGCCCAGCCUCGCCCCGGGGCGGCCCCCCGGCGGCCCCAGAGUCCCCCGCAAGGCCCGCACGCUGGAGAGGGAGGUGCCCAGCGCCGAGGACGUUCUGGCACCCGGCAAGCACCAAAGCAUGCCCACGUUCCACGGAGUGCUGGCCAGCGUGGAGCCGCCCCCGAGCCUCCGCAGCCGCGGAGUCUGCCCCGAAGACCCCCGCCUGGAACCACGGCGAGUGCAGCACAGCAAGAACUGGACUUUUCCCAACUCCAAGGCCUGCGGCGGCUCCGCGGACCCCUUCCUGUGCACGGCCCGGGACCUGGAGGGGCUGCACGGGCUGGCUGGGAGCUCCGCACGCAGCACCGCCGAGAGGAAAAGAGCCUCCUCAGAUGGGCCCCGCCUGCCGCCCCCCUCCCCACCGGCGUUCAGCGCCAGCCGGACGCCCAGUGCCUCUGACGUGGGCGAGGAAGGCAGCCUGGAGCUGAAGUCCAGAGACACGGGGCAGGGCCAGCCGGGCCUGGAGAACUCGGAAUCGCUCAGUGACUCGCUGUACGACAGCCUCUCCUCCUGCGGGAGCCAAGGUUAAAGGGUGCCCCUGGAGCCCCCCUUCGCGGGAGGAGGGAUCAGCUGGUGCUGGAGGAGGAAGGCGCUGCCUGGGGCCCCCCUGUGCUUCCCCCGACCCCUCAGGAGCCCGUGGCGCUUGGCACUGGGGCCGGUCAGAGCCCAUUGCUGGCACCGGGGGCCACAGAAUCCUGCCAAGGUGUCUCAAACCACGCGCCCUCCCACCCCCCCCCAACAGAGGAGCCACGGCUGGGGGCCACCACCACAUCUUCCACCCCGGACCCCUUACCAAGCGGGCCGGAACAGCCGCCUCGCCCUGGACGCAGCUCCCAGCUCCCCCCAGGCUCAUCCCCAGAGGCUGGUGCAGUGUCGCAGGGCCUGUCUGCGCCAUCGUCUCCGCUCCGGGGACGUCCGCAUGGAGCCCUCCCCACGUGGGUCCCCUGGGGCGCAUGGGGAUCGCCUGCCUGGAUUGGACCAGGGGCCCCUCUGGUGCAGUCUCCAGCAGGGCCCGGACCCAGCCACUGCCGAGGAAGGGGCAAGCCGCCCUGCGGGGGGGAGGGGUCUCUUCUGCUGGCUAGGGCCUGGCCAGUCUGUACGGCAGGGGUCGCUUUGCCCUUCUCAGGUAACUAGAUGGUCUCUUGUUCUUGCUGCAUUGAAUGUCCAGUCCUUUUUAACGCCUACACCUCAAUCUCUUGUGGCAGUGAGUUCCACAGGCUCGUUAUGGGGAAGGGGGAGAUUUCCUUCCUCUGAUGCACCAGCUAUGGGCCUGCGUUGGUAGGUGCAGGGGCGUGGAGUGAGUCGCUGCUGUAGAAACCAGGAGUGCUAAGGCCCCAGGUGUGAGUGGCUGGAGCGCAGGGGUUUCUAGCCGGCCCGAGUUACUGGAGUCGCGUUCUCCUCUCAGCAGCACCCCCGGCUGUGUCCCCCGACCCCCCGGCCCCUCAGUGCCAGGUUGGGGUCCCCCCACUCACUAGCCCAGCCCUGCCUGCUCCCUGGCGGGGCCGUUCCUCUCCACUGGUGCUGGGGGGCAGACCCCAUGAGCUGACCCCAGCUGGGUCCCGGAGCUGCUCCCGCCCCUUGUCUUUUGUGUUUGGGUCGGGGUUGCCCUUGGCUCCCGGUCCCGCUGCCUCCCCUGGCCGUGUGCCCCUCGCCUGGCUCUCUCCAAUGGUGCUAUGGCCGUGGACAGCCCCACUCCCCUUUCUCGCCUUCCGGUUGGGUUUUUUAUUCAAUGACGCCGCCCUCCCACUUUGUUUUAUUUAUAUAAGUUAUUGUGAAUCCAGUUGUUUAUUGUCUGCCUUGGUCUCCCUUCAAACUGCCAAUAAAAGGUUAAGAGCGGG